AUGAGCCUUGAUCCGAGCUCUUUUCCAAGGUCCAACUCCCCCGCAAGCUCCGACAGCUCCUUUACGCGCUCCCGCUUACGAGGGAAGGAGGAGCCCUUGAAGAAAGACAAGAAUUACCGCCGCUAUGCUUCAACUGUUGAAAGAGCCCUGUCGUUGUUCGACACAGCACUACAGGAAUGGGCGGACUAUAUCUCAUUCCUUAGUCGCCUGUUGAAGGCUCUCCAAUCGCAUCCCGCAGACUUACCAGUCGUCCCCCACAAGGUGCUUGUAGCCAAACGCCUCUCACAGUGCUUGAACCCUUCACUACCGUCGGGCGUACACCAGAAAGCGCUCGAAGUAUACAUCUAUAUAUUUAAUCUGAUUAAGUCUGAAGGCUUGUCACACGACCUCCCCUUGUACCUGCCAGGCAUCGCGCCCACUCUUACCUUCGCCUCGCUCACAGUCCGUCCUCUGUUCUUAUCCUUGGUAGAAAGUCAUAUUUGCAAUCUCGAGCCAUGGGCCAUUCGUCCGGCAUUGAAGGCUAUAAUCUUGGCCCUUUUACCAGGCCUGGAAGAGGAAACCAGUGAUGACUUCGAUCACACGCUGCGACUCGUUAACAAAUUCCGCGACAUCGCAGCAACGAAGCUAGAGACGCAGAGAUCCGGAGCAGAUGCGGAAUCAAGCGGUCAAUACUUCUGGCAGUGUCUGUUCCUGGCAUCCAUAACCAGCCCUAGCAGACGUUCGGGUGUCUUAGCUUACCUGAACCGAUAUUUGCCAAAGUUAGGCAUUACGGAUCGCAGACCUAGUAAGGGUGAUGGAAGUAACUUUGAGGACAUGCCACAUGAUAUGCGCGUGGCGGUGGACUCUGUUAUCAUGCCUGAGCCGGGCUUGCUUAUUAGGUGUUUUGCGUCUGGUCUGGUGGAUGAACAAAUCCUCGUACAGCGCAACUUUCUUGACUUACUUGUGACUCAUCUUCCACUCAGCUCGCCUAUACUGCAGUCGCGGAUCACGGAUGACGACCUUCAGAGAUUAAUGAUUGCGGCUGUUGGCGUUGUUGCCCGACGAGACAUGAGCCUGAACAGGAGGCUGUGGGCGUGGUUCCUAGGUCCUGAAGCUGCGAGUGAUCAGCCACCUUUCGAAAGUGAAGGGACAACGGGAGCAUACGCUGUUGAUGACGAACGGUUAUCGCAGUCAGAGUAUUUCAGUCAAUUUGGUCUAAAACCUCUUGUAAAAGGUCUGCUUCGGUUGAAUGAGCAAGACUCGAGAACUCCCUCGGAAAGGUCAAAGCCAUUUCGAAUCUCACUUUCAUUGAUGGACAGAUGGGAAGUUGGCGGUCAUAUUGUUCCUGCAGUAUUCCUACCCCUUAUGCGCAACAUCCAAGCCUUCGGAAAAUCAGCUUCCAAGCAUCAGUUCGACGAGGUUUUUCGGAGCGCCAGUGCCUUCUUCGAUGGUGUCGAGAGUGGCGUGAUCUUUUCGGAGCUUCUUGGCCUGAUAGACUGGAGAGCUGAUGAUGUUUGUAGCAAGGAGAGGCAGGCUUUGGACGACUUGCAACUCGCUCAGUUCAUUUUGGACAAUUUCAAUGUCCGUGAAGAGGACAUGCUUCUUACCCACGUACCUCUGUUGGUGCUUACUAUCCUCGUAAAAUUGAGCGAGCUUUCAUCAUUUACAAAGGAUUCCGGAAUCGUCCCUGACGAGCUUCUUGAAAUAUCCAACGGGCUUAUGAAGGUUAUGAACUCCUUGACAGCGCUACUGACAGAGCGAGCGUUCGCGAGAAAAUCUGAAUCGGCCAAAGCGAUAGCGGAUGAUUCCAUGGUCGACAUCAGCGACAUUGAUAUUAUGAAAAGAAUCCAUAGCUUCUAUGAUCAAAGUAGAAGCAGUCUGGAUCUUCCACCACUCCCUUUUCUCCCCAGACACUUGGGUGAUCUCAUAACGCGGAAAGCUCACGAUCUUGCCACAUCGGCCCUCGAAAAGCGCAAUGGUAGUAUACUUACUCAAGAGAUCCUGAGUCUUCUGGUUGCCCUGCUGAAACGACUUCCCAAAUCACUUGUGUUCCAUGACAGGCGCUUCUAUCUGGCUAUUUGCAGUCGAGUGAAGAUUGACCAGGCAGAACAGUCUACAUCUUUUUUCUCGACUAUAUCUUCCAUUGUCUCCGCAGUGACCAGCUUGUAUUUCAUACAGGCCCCUGGGUACUAUAUCAGCUAUGAGGAUGUUGCAGAACUGAUACCGACACUCGUCCAACGUCUUUGGCAGUUCCUCUCACCAGCAAGUCCCAAGUUUCAUGUAGAGGCGGCCCGCUGUCUCUGGCAUCUACACUCGGUUUCUUGGUCAGAUCAUAUUGUCGAGGCGUCCAUAACAUCUCUCAUGGUUGGUUCAGCGCCAGGUUCUCACCAUCUGUCUUCUGAAGAGCAGGCUGGAAAAUAUUUUGUUCUCUGGAAUCAUAGCCACCAUGGCUCAUACGAACUUCCUCCAAAACAAGCGCACGAUGCGAGAAAGGCACAAACGGCUUACUAUUCGUCGAUGCUUGAGCGCCCACUUUUCCUCGUUUUGGAUCUUCUGACUCAAGGGCCCAAUGAGGCUUCACAGGUAGUUCAGCGAUGGCUUCAAGAUUUAUCAUCCAUUCAAAAGGUGUUUCGUAUCGUGAUCUUGCGACUUGAGAACCUUCUCUUGCGAGAAACACAGUCAGAAAUUGAGGGCGACAACGCCGUCAUUUCCACUGACGACUAUAAAGAGUGCAACUACCUUUUGCGGACAAUCUACAAUAUCCUCUGCUCGCUGUCCCCCAAUGGAUGGAUAUCUCUUCUUACUCAGACAUUGAAUCCAGCGGAUAAACAAAAGGAUGGUGCUUCUGAAGAUGGUGCUGAAUUCCAAUCUCUCCACUCUAUUAUUUUCCAGCUAUCCUCAAAGGUAAUCAUUGGGAGAAGGCGAAAUGCAGCAUCACAGGCGGACUACGAAGAAGUGAAACUCCAGCAGACCUCCCUGCUGGUCAUAAGACAACUUCUUCAAGGACCCGGAGGUGAAGAGAUUGCUGAAUCGGGAAUUGACUCCUUCUUGGUUGAUCAACUGUCUUCUGUCCUCGACGAAGGAGGUAGCGUCGAAUUGCAAGGGGCUAUAAUAGACACCCUACUCUCAGCUUUGAAGGUCCGAUUCGCGCAAGCAUACCUACCACCGCCCCCUCCCAGGCCAAAACAUCAGCGUGCACAGUCCCGCGAGCGCCUCACAAGUCCGUCACUUCUUUCCUUUACCAGUGAUAAGGCUGAUAGAGGUCCUUCGCUUCCUGUUCCACCUCAACCUCCUUCCCACCUUCUAGAGUGUCUUCUCAAAGGCAUUAGCUCUAAAAGUUCGAGAGAUAUCGUGGAGAAGUGGACCCUACUGCUUUGUGAAGUGCUUCCCCUAUAUUCAGGAUCCCUCUUCCAGAUCCUGGUCAUGUUAGUGGAAUGCUUCUGUAAGGAGAUUCAAUUAUCAUACACGAAUCUUCAGCUCUCUUUUAGACAAACCGACGGUUGGCCAGAAGAUCGCUCUGAACAUGUCACCAUUACCCUACUUACUGGACUUGAGACUUGCAUAGCGGCAGCUCACGAACGCCUUCUCGUGGAGGAAGCGAACAUACCGGCUGUCAAAAGCCCUGACCACGCCCAUGGGUUCUUUGGCAACAUGGUGUCAGGAGUAUUUGCGACAGAUUCUAACCAGGGGCGCUCGACCGCAGCGAACAACAGAUUGACUGUAUUAUUGUGCUUCCAGGAUGCCGUUCGACUGUGCUUUUCCAUAUGGUCCUGGGGUGCCGUGGAGCGAAAGGGCCCACCCCAAGAUACCGAGUCUCUCGCGUCCUUCCAAUACACCUCUCUGCGGAUGAGAAACAGGUCUCGUCGAAUUCUUGAGCAUCUUUUCACUGCGGAGGCCCUUGAAUGCCUAGAGACGAUGAUAGAGAUGUGGUCAAGAGCUGACCCUGACACAUCACCACUGAUUUUCAGUUUGCUCCACACUCUGGACGGAUCUCGCCCAAAGAUCACCAUUCCAGCAAUCUUCAAUGCCAUUUAUACACGAACCAACCCUGCUGCCCUUGAACCCCACCGUAAAUCUGCCUUGACGUCAAGCCUCACUGAAUCGGAGCUGGCAGGUUUUCUGGUUACUUAUGCCAGGUCUCUGGAUGAUGACGUACUUGACGAGAUCUGGACAGACUGUACAACAUUUUUACGUGACGUCUUGAGCAACCCCUUCCCCCAUAGACAAAUCCUUCCCCGGCUAGUGGAAUUCGCUGCCAUCCUUGGAGCCAAGAUGGAGAAUACAACCUUUGGCGAGGAUCGACGGAUGAGAAAGGAACUAGGGGAUGUAUUGCUUCGUCUGCUCACCGCCAUCUUCACAAGCAAACCUCUGGGAUUAUCUCAGGAUUCGAGUAUACUGGGGAGGCCAUCCCUGGAUUAUGACAACUCCGCUGUACCGCACGCUGGCCCUGACGAUAUUCUCAGUAUUCUUGCACUCUCGAUGCCGUCUUUUACAGCACUGUUAGGUGAUUCUGAUCGCAUCGUCUCCGCUGUGUCAGGCAUAUCCUCUCAUGUGACCGGGCCUCUUCUGCGUUCGCGACUAUUUCCCAACAAUAUUAACGGCAGUGUGAUGUCGCUCCUGCAACACAUUGCGAAGGUUCCAGCUGCUGCAAAAGUCUGGAAGAAGGACAUAGCUGAUGCCUUCAACGAUCCACGAUUUUUUGGCUUCCAGGUUGAUCUCGUGAGAAGCGGUUGGAUGAAGCUACUCAGGCAAUGGGUAAUUGCCGACAAAGACCGCCUGACAGAGUUGAUGUCUCGUCUUCCACCACCGAGUACAGCAGGACUCAUGUUCGGUGUUGGAGCGUCUGCUGCUCGCUUGGAAGCUGACCGGAAGGCUCAGUUGAAUCUGCGGAGGAUAUCACUGCUGAUAUUAUCUGCGAAUGAAGAUUACUUCAUUGGAGAAGUACCGGACCUGCUUCAGAAGCUGGAAGAUCUGCUUGCGGCAACGAGCUCCUCAUCUCCGUCGUCCACCACAAGAGCAGAGAUAUUCAUGGUACUUCGGGCGCUUGCGCUUAAGAGUUCAACUACCACACUUGCGCCAUUCUGGCCAUUGAUCAAUACAGAACUUCAAGAAGCUAUUUCUAGCAUACCUCUUGGAGCGCAACAAGAAGUUUACAAUGCAUACUCGCUGUUGCAAGCGUGUAAGCUUCUGGAUACACUACUUGUUCUGGCGCCAGAUGAUUUUCAGCUUCUCGAGUGGCUUUAUGUCACCGACACGAUUGAUGCUGUUUACCCUCCUGGGCAUCUAGAAUCAAGGGCACUUGCGGACGAGAUAUCGCAGACCUUGGGUGUACGUGGCUCGGCGCCACCACGUUCACCGCGCGAAGCUACCGAGUCUGGCGAUGGAAUGAAGCGACCUCAGCUGACAUUGGAUUGGAUCCGUGAGACGGCAAAGGACGAGCUUAUCGAUCAGGUACUUCGACCGUUUCUCGACCGACUUAGUAUUUAUGCUUUCGAAAGCACUUAUGGUAUGGGCAAUCCGGACUUGAAGAGUUGCCAGGACGACUUAUUGGCGGAUUUGUUUAACGAGAGCACCAUGGCCAAUUGA
Molecule: messenger RNA, 5565 nt
Organism: Aspergillus lentulus
Lineage: Eukaryota; Fungi; Ascomycota; Eurotiomycetes; Eurotiales; Aspergillaceae
Source: RefSeq, a predicted model, not a curated record